Molecule: messenger RNA, 1272 nt
Organism: Cuscuta europaea
Lineage: Eukaryota; Viridiplantae; Streptophyta; Magnoliopsida; Solanales; Convolvulaceae
Source: the annotation of a GenBank genome assembly
CUUACCUCUUGCCUAUUUAUUGAGAUAUUUAUUUCGUUCACAGACCAAAUCAAAUUCAAAUCUCUAAAAUGUCUAUCAUUCAUGAAGUGCCGGGGUACAUGCAAGUCUUCUCCGAUGGGACUGUAAAACGCUUCUCCCAGGAGAUCGCCGGCAAUUCGGCGGAUUCAACAGAUGGCUUCAAGUCAAAAGACGUCAUAAUCGACCGGUCAAAACCGAUUACCGGAAGAAUUUAUGUGCCCGAUCUCAGGCCGGAACCAGAUGGAAUCAAGUUACUUCCCGUGCUUUUCUACUUCCACGGCGGCGGAUUUUGCACCGGCUCCACCUCGUGGCAGGGCUACCAUAUGUUCCUCGGCGGCCUCUCUGUUCAAUCCAAAUCAAUCGUCGUGUCUGUAGACUACCGGCUGGCGCCGGAAAAUAAGCUUCCGAUUGCUUACGACGAUUGCUAUUCAGCUUUGGAGUGGGUCCAGAAGAAUCAGAAAGCCGAGACUUUCCUGGAUUGCUCAGACCUUUCCCGCGUAUUUCUUUCCGGCGAUAGCGCCGGUGGAAAUAUUGUACACCAGGUGACUUUAAGAUAUCUGCGCUCAAUAAAAAACUAUGGUCUCAUAAUUAAAGGGAUUAUGCCUAUCCAUCCGUAUUUCGGCAGCGAUAAGAGAACAGAGCUGGAGAUGGCGGAAGGAUCAGCCGAUAACGUGGCGAUGAACGACAUGUUUUGGGAGCUAAGCUUGCCGGAGGGCUCUACCCGGGACUUCUACGGCUGCAACUUUGAGACAGAAAAUGAUGCGGCGGCAGCGGAGUUAUCCACCGCUGAGUGGUUGUGCUUUCCGGCGACGGUGGUGUUCGUGGCCGGAUUAGAUUUCUUGAAAGAGAGGGGAGUGAUGUACGCAGAGUAUUUGCGGCGGAAGGGGGUGAAGUGGGUGGAGAUGGCGGAGGCAGAGGGGGAAGGGCAUGUCUUCUACUUCUUUCACCCACAUUCCGAAGCUACCAGUUUGCUUCAGAAGCAAAUGAGUCAGUUUAUGAAUCAUGGACAGGCCCGGCUCGGCUGAUCCAGUGGUAUUUAUUAUCAAUAGUGAAAAUAAUUAGUUGAAUAUAAUUAUUACUCCGUAUAAUUAAUGAUCAAUAUAUACCGGCAGAUUAAUGCAUAACUGUAUCUCGAAAUAAAGUCCAUGUUCGGCACAUAAAUCUUUACCUUUUACCUUUUGUAUUAUCAAAAAGUUUCCAAGAGUUUUUAGUACAGGUUUGGUUGUUAUGGCUGGGGGUGUUUGUUUAAGAGCG